This is a messenger RNA of Pelagomonas calceolata, 2876 nucleotides long. NCBI's taxonomy places the organism in Eukaryota, Pelagophyceae, Pelagomonadales, Pelagomonadaceae. The record is from the annotation of a GenBank genome assembly.
CGAACCCGUUGCUGGGAGCGGUCACCUCUCGCGAUGCGGGCGGUGACCACCGCGCUGCUGCCGCGGGCAGCCCCGCUGCUCGCCGCCCUGGGCGCGGCCCAGCACCACGGCCGCUUCAGCCGCCGCUUCCACGCGCGGCCCUCCUUCGCGGGCCAGGAGCGGACCUGGCGCGCGGACCGGCCCGUCGGGCUGGACGGCGUGAACCGGAGCUGGCUGCCGUCCCCGACAGAACUCGAGGCCCAGCCGCUCGUGCGACGGUCGAAGCAGUUCGCCCGGGACCUGCGGAACUGGGGCCGCUACGCCAAGGCGCUGCGCUGCGUCGCGUGCAACGCGCCUGUAACAGAGGUGCGCACGCCGUGCGUCGGGCUCGGCAGCCUCGUGGUCAGCUUCGCGCAGGCCUACGCCCGGGCCGUCGCGGCGGGAAACACCACGCGGCUCGUGCAAGACCAAUGCGGGUGGUUCGCCAAGGACCAGUCGCGAAGCUGCUCCGAGCUGUUCGGGUGCUACGCGCCGUCGCUGCAGGAGGCGUGCCCGCCCGAGGCCUGCGGCGUCCUGGCGAAGCCGUCCGGCGUGAAGCUGCUGCGGAAGUGGGGGCCCACGCUGCACUUCAGCGCCGUGCUCUACCUCGCGCUCCACGGCCACCUGGGGCUAAACCGGGAGGCGCCGCCGCCCCUCGGCCGGGCGGACUGCGCCGUCGUCCACGUCCGCCGGGGCGACGCGUGCGUGAACACCAACCGGCGGUGCCACUCGAACGACGAAUACGUGGAGGCCGCCCGACAGCUGAAAGACGCGUACGGCCUCGAGUCCCUGCGCGUCGUCUCGGACGACGGGAACCUCCCCCUCGACCGGUGGCGGCGACUGGGGUACGACGUCGAAGUCCUGUCGCGGAGCGAAGCCUACGACGUGUCCCGGUCGGUGGCCGGCGCCGCGAAGAGUCUGCGAGACCACUUCCCGGAGAAACGCAUGGCGCGCGGGGAGCUGGGCCCCACCGCCACGCAGGACGCGCUGCGCGACAUGCUCGGGCCGCGGACGUUGGAGUGUCGUGCUCCGCGCGGAAAUAUAGACCAGCCGUCCGCGCCGGCAUACUCGUCCUCAGAUUUGAUUGCCGCGCAGGUCGCGCGUUCGUCGGGUCCUUUUCGGCGAGCAUGUCCAAGGCGAUCUUUGCCCAGUUGCUGAUCAGGCACCGGCGGGUGCCGCCCUUCGUCAGCGUCGGCGGCUGCGUGCGGCAGGCGCGCUUCUUCGACGCGGACGCGGAGGAGUACCCCCGCUGCGCGGCGAGCCCGCCCACGGAGGCCGAGCGGAGGCGCAACCGGGCCGCGGCGCUGCGGGAGCGCCGCGAGCGGUUCGGGCGGGUCCAGAACCGCGACACGCUCCGGGACCCGCCCGUGUGCGCCGCCAGGCUUCUGGGGAAGCGCGGCGUCCUGGCCGUCGCCGGCGCGGACCUCGGGGCCGCGGCGGCCACGGUGUUUUUCACGGCGGUCGUGAACCACGCGCUGCACGCCGAGCGCUUCGACCUGCUGCCGUGGGCGUCGCUGGGGCUCGCGGACAACCCCCUCGUGUACGACCGGGGGCGGCACGACGGCAAGCAGGGCCUCUGGGCGACGUACUUUGAGCCGCUCGAGAGUACCGCGCGGCGCCGCGGGGGGGCCUUCGCCGGCGCGCCGCGGCGACGGCGCCGCCCGCGCGACGCGCCGCCCGCGCAGGCGUCGCGCUGCGCCGCGCGUUCGACGACGGCACGAUCGCCGACCCGCGCGAUCCGGAGCGGGGCGACGUCGUCUGCGCGACGCUGCGGGCGCCCGAGCUCUGCGCGGAGCUAGACACGUGCCCCCGCGUCGCGUCGUCCGUCGCCCAGUUUUUCAACAAGACCGUCAACGCCAGCCAAGUGCCCGUCUUCCGCAAGUCCGGUCAGUGGCGCCUCUGGAUGCACAAGAAGGCCCCCUGGAACGUGAGGGCGUGGUACUACGGGCCCAAGCGGACCCUGCCCCGUAAUCUGACGACGUACAACGCGUCGUGGUUCGCGUCGCAGCGGAGCCGGGCGCAUCGCGCGUUGCAAAAGUACGUGCGGUUCCGGGCCGACGUCGUGAAGCGGGCGGCCGAGGUGCUGGACGCGCUGGCGUCGUCGAAAGAAACGGACUUGCUCGCGGUCCAAGCAGGCGCCAGCAAGUGCCUGGUCGGCGUCCACGCCCGCGGCACCGACGCGGACGGGCGGCGCAGCGUGCAGCCCGUGGAGGCCUACGUGGCGGUACUGGCGCCGGUGUGUAGCCAGCUGGGAAGCGCCCUCGCGGUCUACGUCGCGACCCGCGCGGAAAUCAGGCGGCGCGGCGCCUUCGGACGUCGGCUCUGACGGCGUCUCGGCGCUUGCGUCGUCGUCGAGGAUGAAUUUUCACACAGGUCGCGACGGACGACGUCGCCAUCGCCUCUCAUCCUCGCUGGCGCGCGUUAUCUUGCCGAGUGGCCGUGGCGUCCGGCGUCCGGCGCGGGUCCGACGGCAAGGCAGCCUUCGAGGUCCAUAAGGACCGGCACGCGACGAACGUCGAGGUGCUGACGGACGUCGCGGUGUUGUCUUCGGCCGACGCGCUGGUGCACGGCGCGUCGGCCGUUUCCGAGGCGGCGCAGUGGCUCGCGUGGCCGCCCGUGUGGAGACAACCCUGUGGUUCCGCGUCAGGGGCUUAUUGAUCUCCGCACAGGUGGCCCCGGCUCCACGGCGCGUCCGCGCAUCUCGAGUUUCCCCACGCGUCUCGGGUGAUUACGACGCGGCUGGUGGAGGCGUGCGCGGCGUCGGCCUCGAGCCAAUGGGUCGCGCGGCUGCGCGCGUGGACGUUGGCGCCGCUGGGCGAGGCCCCUACUUCAUCUGCCAGUGGUGCGGUUGUGUAAAG